AGUGUGAAAGGAGUCAGGGCUAGAGGCAGCAGAGGGAACAGCAAAGAAGAGCCGGUGAGUAAGUGGUUAUCUGUCUGGUCUAUGUUUGUCUGGGUGGCUCUGGAACAGAAAAGGAAGCCUAGAUAUACCCAUUCUAUCAGCCAGAGUGGGCUUUUGUUACAACCAGAUACAAAUUCUCAGCUUGAGGCCAGAUUCCAGUAUCAUUACUAUUUAUUAGAAGGAAAUCUUUAAAAUUAUCUUAGUCCAAGGGAGUGAACUGCUCAGCGCAGAAGCCAGAGAUACAAACCAUUGUCUGUCCUGAUGUCAAGACAAUGGUUUUGUGUGGCCACCCUGAGCACAAAGCUGGAGCUGCUAGUCUUCCUCCUUCUCUCUGAGCCAUUGUCUCCAGAGAGGCGCUCGGUAGCUCUGGUCAGAAGCAGCGUCGGCCUCUCUUGUGGGCCGAUUUCCUGGAUGGGGCCACGGGAGGAAGGUGGAGGGGACAGAGCCACAGGAGACUGGCAUGGCUGUGCUCCUGGUUUUAUCCUUUUACUUAGCAGAGUCAGGUGUGGUGAGAUGUAGGGUAAGACAGAACCUGGCGGGGGUGGGUGCAGAGAGUUGCGGGGAGAACUCUUCACUCAUUAAGAAGACAAGGUUGUCAGUUGAGAACAAAACUGAAAUCCAGGGAGAAAGAGAACCAACCUUUUGCAUUUAGAUUUCUGUUGCCCCCAUUCCCUCAACUUCCCCUUCAGGUCCCUCAUCCCUUCAACCUCCAAAACAUUUGUGCUCUUUGACCCUGGCACCUUCUAAUGACAGUUUUGUGGAGGGGGUGUGGACAAGAAUUCCUUGGCUUGGAGGAGGAGGUGGACGCACUGGCUUUUCUCAGCUGAUGCUAUCUCUCUGUGUGUGUACUCAUGAAUGCCCACGUGAUUUAAAAAAAAAAAAAAAGAGGGAGACUGUCACCAAAAAGGAAGUGCUUACUUUACUCUCCUCCCGCCCCCAGCUAGGAGCCCUUUUGUUCCCUUGCCUCUUUCUUGGGAGGAAAGAGAUUCGAUGACAUAGUGAUGCUAGGUUGAACCUAGGGAGGAACUCGGGGCUCUGGAGAGCCUAUUAGGUGGGAACAGGGUGCUCCCUGUGCCAGUUUAGAAAGCAGAUUCGAGCGAUAAGGUAAACCCAACCCCCUUGUGGCUUUCAGCUGUGGUGCUUCCUCUGGCUGGGCUGCCCAUGGGCAAACAGAAACCAGGCACAAUAGGGGGAAGGUGCCAGCCACUAGACCCAGCAGGGCGAGAGCAGAAGCAGCCAAGUUUCUGGGCAUUUGAGGCCAAGAAAGAAGGGGAAGUAGAGUAUAGGAGAGGAACGGGGAUACUUGUUGUGUUCUGCCUCAUAUUGAGAGUCAGCCACAAAUGUGACUAGCCAACCUCCAUCCCUACACUCCCAGGAGAAGUAUACUGGGAUUGUUAUUUCCAGGCAGGGCAGGGGGGCUUCAUGGGGGAUGCAAACUGUGCAGUUGCCCCACAUGCUUGGUUUAAUGCUCUGCUAUUGCUGUCUUGAAAUCCUUAAGUUUUGCACAAGGGGCCCGCAAAUUGUGCAGCUGGUCUUAUUUCCUGGCCCAGCCAGAAGUUGCAGGUGCAGAAUAGUUGCUCAUAUACUCCAACAGGUGUAGGCAGGCUCACCUGUUACUCAGGUGUCACUUAUGGAGGCCGGCUUCUGUCCCGGCUGGCACCUGUGCUGCAUCCCUUUCCCUUUCCUCCUCUCUGUUCCCCUCCCAGAGUACUCUAUUCCUCCUUGUCACAGCCUCCAUGCCCAGUCUUUCUUCACGGCUGCUGCGUGGCAGGACAGGGGUGGGAACAGCAGUGUCCCUUGUCUGACUGCCUCCCUGCCUUCCUUCUCAGGCCCUCUCUUUUCCUUAUCUGGGCUAUAGCCAGCAGGUUCUCUAGGCUAGGUCUAGGCCUAGGAGCACCUCUUCCGUUCCUCUGAGAUUGUCUUCCCUCCCCUCUGUAAGCCCCGGUUAUCAGUGGAUGCUCUCUGGCACCUGCUUCUUGUGAUGUCUGCUUAGCAACAGGUUGUUUACCUGUGAUUUCCAUAGGAUCCAGGUCUGGAUGAGUGCUGGGUGGGGAAGGGGAGGUGCAGGGAAGGAAGAAUCCUAAGCCUGCUGUCCUUGGUGGUACUUCCUCUACCCUGUCCUCCUCCAUGCCAGCUUCUCCUGCUCUGGACCAAAUGGCCCCACAGAAGACCUCCCUUUCCUCCUCCUCCCCCAAGCGUCAGCUAGAGGUUGGCCAAUCCAGGAAGGAAAAGGAAAGCAGGAGGGAGGAACAGGUCCUCUGUGUCUCCAGCCUCCUCCCCAACUCUUCUUCCUUCUCCAACUCUUCUCUCCCAGCCUCCUUAAGCUGCUGGAUGACCUUUUCCAGUGUUUCCUACCAGGCCAGUGCUGUUAGUAAUGAUACUUUCAAACUGUGCAGAGGAGUCUUAAUGCAUGUGAUUUAAAAAUAAUGAGCCUGGCCAACACGGCGAGACCGUGUCUCUACUAAAAAUACAACAAAUUAGCCAAGCGUGGUGGCCCGUGCCUGACGUUCCAGCUACUGGGGAGGCUGAGGUGGGAGAAUUGCUUGAGCUCAGGGAGCGGAGCCUGCGGUGAGCCAAAAUCGCACUACUGAACUCCAGCCUGGGAUACAGAACAAGAACGUGUCUCAAAAAAAACAAAAACAAAAACAACCAAAAAAAAACCAACAACAACAACAAAAACAACAAAAAACCCAAAAAAACGAAAACAAUGGAUUGUCCAGAUUAAUUCUGAGUGAACUUUGGAGUAUAUCAUUUCUGAUUUUUAACUUUUUGUUGUUGACAGCAGAUUUUCCUUUCUUUUUAGCUUAGUUUAGGUCUAUGAGGGAACUUGUAUUUACUGAAGACACUGAGCUCAUCAGCUGGUGGAAGGAUACACUGGCUUAGAAUUGCAUUUCAUAGAAUUCAAAACUAUUAGAACUGGAAGGUGGCUUAGAGAACAUCUAGCCUAGUGCUGUCCAAUAGAAUGUUCUACAAUGAUGGAAUGUCCUGUGACUAUUCUGUCCCGUAUGGUAACCACUAGCUACUGUGGCUCUUGAGACACAGUGAAAUGUGGCUAGUGUAACUAGGAACUGAAAUUUUAAUUUUAUUUAAUUUUAAUUAUUCAAGAUAGAAUACGGCUAGUGGCUAUCAACUUGGUGCAAAUUUAGGAUAGUGCUAUUUAUUGUAUUCCCUUAUUUUAUUAAUGAUUAUAACAUUAGCCACUACUAAACAACUCAAUGUGCCAGGCAUUCUUCUAGAGGUUUUAAAUAUUUAGUCCUCCCAGCAACUCCAGUAUCGUUACAUGUUGCAGGUGGGGAAACUGAGACCCAGAAAGGGACAGUGACUCAGUAGUGGUCAGUUACCAAGACUCCUGACUCUGAGACCACCGGCCUUACCCUUUUCCUUAAGGACAAUCCACACGCUGUCCAUUCCUUGCCAUCAUGUGCCAGCUUUUUUCACAACUCUCCAGUCCCUUUCCAGAUCUCCCUCUUCCUCUCGGGGGCGUCAGGGGAGCUCACAAAGGAUCGUCUCAGUCUGCAGCAAGUGCUCUCCUAGGCACAGUCAUUUUCUGGCUGGUUCCUUGGGUGGCCCUUGUUCCUAGGCUCCCUUUGGAUCCCCCACCAGCAGGCAGCAGUGCAGGGAUAUCGCUUUGCCCUCAGAGUCCUUGGCAAGCUCCCCAAGUACAGGGGAAGUUCCAGAUUCCUUGCUCCUGGCAAAAGGAGGUGUUCAUAAUUUCCCACAAUCCACCUGGCUCCAGCUUACCCUAUUACUCCCAGUCUGAGAGAGAACAUCAGCUGAGCCCUCCUUGGGGGCCGGAGGCAGAAUGGGUCUCCCUGGGCAGGUGAGGAGCAGCACUACAUUAGAGCCUGCUGUUGCCCCUCAACCCUUGCUGUGCUACCCUCCAGCCAGGAGGCUCCUGCUCUCCAGCUCUGGCUGGUUUACUGCUUUCCUCUUCCCAGGGCAAAGCUUCUGCUUUGUAGACUCUUAUCAGAGUCUGGCUGGCCAGUAGGGAGGGGAGGGACAGGAGGGGGCAUGAAGCAGAUGCACUGUGCACACUGAUCCCGGCGAGAGGGAUUUGAGGCUGAGCUCCUGUCUCCUUCAGCCGCUAUUCAGCAUCCCAACUGGAACAGCACGUGCCCCCUCCUCCAGGCAGUGGUGAGCCUGCUGGCCUGCCCUACAGCUGCUCCAUCAAACUCAAACAGUUAUUCAGUUCCCCUGUGUGUGAGGUGCUGGGCAGGGGCACAGCAAUAAAGGCCAGGCUGUGGACAGUGUUUGUGUGGCUGCCCUUCCAUGCCCCUACAUCCAGGCAGCUGUUGUCAGACUAAAGUUUGUGGGUAGCCCCCAGCCCACAUCACACACAGUCCCCAGACCUGUAGCCCACAGAUAUUACCAGUGAAAGAGUUUGUGGCUUUCAUUACUGUGUUCUUGGAGCAGACCUUGAAAAGCUGGCAUCUCCCCCUGAACCAUGAAGCUCUCUCCUGCUUUCCUAGGGGCAGGGAGCUCAGAUUGGGUGCAUCGCAGGAACAGAAAGAAGGGAGCCCAAGACUCAAAUUUUUCUGACCUCUCCUGUCACUAUAGCUGGGACAAUGCACCUCAGCUUCCCUGAUUCUAAAAUGGGCCUUCCUUGCCUCCCUCCCAGUGUAAGGACCAGAGAUUGCAUGCGUUUUAUUUUUCUCUUCAUUCCACAUGCCUUCAGAGCAUCAUAACCUUUCUUCCUCUGCUCUCUGGUCCAGUGGGAGAUUUGUGUUGUCUGCUCAACAAGGCAUCACUCAAUACCAUUGUUUUACUGUUAAAAUGAGAAAACUAAGAUACCAGACAGCUUGAUUCUCAAAUUGCUGGAUUGGGAACCAAGAAGGCACUGGUAGCUUUUGAGGAUGGGGAAGGAGAGAGAUCAGCCAGCUUCAUAACUCUCCAAACACCCACUUUGUAAAAUUCCUUUCGUUGGGUGGGGCAGGGUGGGGUCGCUGCUCUCCGUAGGACACCAGAAGCAGAUCUGCUGAGUUAGGGAUGCAGAGACAUGGUUUCAAUGACCUUCCAUAGACCCGGCGGCGGACAGCUGGGCUGCCUCAGCCACUGAAGGGCAGGGGUUUGAGAUUCAACUCAGAGCUGGAAGGCGGCGGGGCGGUGGGGGGGCAUAAUUAAUUAUUGCCCUGCCCUGUUACCCCUUGGGAUCCGUUCCACAUUGCUGGCUGUCAGGAGAAGGCAACUUGGAGGCGAGGGGGCUGGGGCCUUUUUUCUCUGCUUCUGUCUGGCUUAGCUACUGAGGAAAGGCUGAGAGGAGGAAAACCCAGAGCUGUAGGCAGCUGGUUCUCCUUUGAAUUCCCCCUCUCUUUAGAAGGGAACAAGAGCACACAGCACAAGGAGGAGCUCCAGGGAGCUGGAUUGCCCCAGUUCUCCAAUUUGGGUCAGGGUGAAGGAGAAAGUGUCUCCCAGCCUGCCCAUGGCAGCUUCUGGGUGGUAGAAUCGCAGUUCCCCACAAUUGGAAGACACUUCAGUGUUGAGACAGUUAAGGACUGGCUGUACCCGGGAAUGAUAUUCAAUAAUUCAUCAACCAGAAAGGAUGCUGGCCUGGAGUCUUGGAGGGCCCUGUGGUGCCAGGCAUUAACUCUUUUGUCUCUGGGUCAUGGAGAUGUGAGGAGGUCUCAGACCCUGGCCCAGAGAUGGGGCAGGGACACUCGAGGGACUUGGGGGAGCAGCUUUUCACCCACCAACAUGGAAGAGCUUCAGUAUUUGAAUCACUGGCAGAGUUAUGCUAUCUACUCUGGUUGUCUUCAUUUUUCAGCAGACAGAUGGAAUUCCCUAAAGUAAAACAACCAGUUUAAAGAUGAACCAAGCUAGGGUGGGAGGUCAGGAUGAAGUUCCCCUGUAUAGUAUCCAUGUUUUCUCUCAUGCACACACACGUGCGUGCACACACAUGAGCUUGAACCCGUUACCCUGACUGAAGUACACCUUGUCCUCCUGCCCUCAGUCUGCCAUCUUAGGCCUUCCUAUCUCCUCUCAUAGGAAUAAGGGACCACCCAGGCCCAGAGCAGGGGCUGGGAGACACUACAGUGAGAAAAUGGGGGAAGGACAGCACCUGAGCUGGAAGGGAAGAAACCUGGACCUGGCCCCCUGAUUUGUGAUUUCUCUCCCUUGUCCACGGAGCCAUCUCUUCUAUCUUCUGCCUGUGGUGGGAGCUGAGCUCACGUAGAAGGCCCCCAGCCUUCCAUAACUGCCCAUAACAGGUUUUGGGAUGGGGCUGGGGGUGCGGUGUGGCUGGGCAGAGUGAAGCAGGAAAGGGAGCAGCAUGAGUCUUGUCUCCUAGACAUGCAGCCGAGUAGCUUAGAACAUUUCAAUAAACUGGCUUGGGGCAGGGAGGUACCAUCUUCUUGACAGUUUGGAAAUAACUGUGGCAUCAAAGGGGGGAUGAGCAAGGGCAGAGAAGAAAGGUGAAAGCAAAUACAAGGCUGGGUGACAGCCACUGGCAGCUGGUUCCCAGCACCCAGAGAACUGGUAUUUUGAUCUUCAAGGAGCACAUGGAAGAGAGACAGUAGGGGUUGUUGUUUUUAGAGACAGGAGGGUCUUGCUCUGUUGUUUUUUAGAGACAGGGGUCUUACUCUGUUUUUUUUGUUUUUUUGAGACGGAAUCUCUGUCUGUUGCCCAGGCUGGAGUGCAGUGGCGCAAUCUCGGCUCACUGCAAGCUCCACCUCCUGGGUUCACGCCAUUCUCCUGCCUCAGCCUCCUGAGUAGCUGGGACUACAGGUGCCCGCCACCAGGCCCGGCUAAUUUUUUGUAUUUUUAGUAGAGACAGGGUUUCACUGUGUUAGCCAGGAUGGUCUUGAUCUCCUGACCUCGUGAUCUGCCCGCCUCUGCCUCCCAAAGUGCUGGGGUGACAGGUGUGAGCCACCGCCCCCGGCCUUUUUUGUUUGUUUGUUUUUGGUUUUUUUUAGAGAUGGGGGCCUUGCUCUGUUGUUUUUUAGUGACGAGGGUCUUGUGCCUCAGGUUGGGGUGCAGUGGUGUGAUCAUAGUUCACUGCAGUCUCGACCUCCUGGGCUCAAGUGAUCCUCCUGCCUCUGCCUCUGAGUAGCUGGGACUACAGACAUGUGCUACCAUGCCUGGCUAAGGCAGUGUUGUUUGGAGGGGUUCCUUCCCACCUGCAAAUACCUAGAAGUGCUGCCAGGGCCUGACCCUCUUUGACCUCUUCUUUAUGUGGCAGCAAUAGGUAGGAAAACAGAGGGCCUCUGAUGAGAAGUGGCUAGGAAAGUGUAUUUUCUCCUGGAAAUGGCAGGGGGAGCUUCAGGAAUCAGGUGCAUGAAGAUGGCUGGAAACAUAAACUGAGUUGGUUUUUAAUUGGGACAGGAUGCUGAAGCAGAUAAGCCUCCUUGAAAAUAAUGAUGAGAUCCAGAUGGGGAGGCACAGAGCAGGAGCCAACCUUCUCCCCACCUUCCCCUCCUCUGUGGCAGCAGAAAUCCUCUCUGGAGCAUGGACAGUCUCGGCUUGGAAUUUGCUAGCUGGGAGAAAGAAGGAAGUGGAAGGGAUGGGACCCCCUUUCCACUUGCCUUGCAUGCAAACCUCUCUCCACCUAAUGAGCUGUAAUGCUGGAAGCCAAGGCGUCCUCAGGAUGGGGAAGCUGGGCCAGGGCUAAUUCUUUGUCAGCAGAUUCUCAGGAGCUAUGGAAAUGAAGCAGCUUGGUGUACAGCAGAUAAUCAAGAGAGGCCCAGUGGGUGGAAGGAGUGGAGUAUUUCUCCAGUCGUUCAAUAUUGAUCACAGUGGGGUUCUGGGCAUCCAGCCUGGGAGUGUGUGUGCAUGUGUAAACAUACAUGCCUGCAAAAGAUCGUGAAACUUGGAUUAAUUUUGCCACUCUUGACAGUGUAGUGCCAGGUAUACUGCACGUGGAGGCUGACUCUCCAGGGGGAUGUUUGGAGAUGAAGCAAUGCAGAGUUAUCUCUAUGUGAGGUACUGUAGGGGUUGAGGAUGUCUCUUGAACUACAGGAAAGCUUUAAAUAGGUGCAGAGACAAAGGCCUGGAAAAAUAGAGAGGAUCUGCUUCUUUUCUUUGUAAUUUAUCGCUCUUGAGACUUCCAGAGUGCCUGCCCCUGGCACUCCCAGCCUGUGCCCCAUACACGAUCUUCUUAAGCCUGGGACUAAGUAUUUUUCAUUUUUUCGCUCCUUCAUCUGGCAUAUAUCUUAAUUUGUUUUUAAGUAGAAUGAUCAUAGCCAUUAUCUCUUCUGCAAAAAAUGGUCUAUAUCUUGCAAGUUUACAGCUAUUAUUUCAUAGAAUUAGUGUCUGUGCUGGUGAAGUGAGCACUAUUAUUUCAUGUAGUUAGAAGGUACCUCAUUUACACAUGAGAAAACUAAGGGCCCAAGAAAUAAAGUCAUAUUCCUAACUCAGGUUGGAUCUUGGACUGAAUGUUUGGUCCUGCCAUGUUUGUUUCCACUGAUGGCACUGCCAUCAGGGCCACCCUCAUUGUGGAUAAGUGACCACCUACUGGACUGCUCUGGAGUUUAGGGCUGUUUCUACCUCCACCGCACAAUCUCCUUUACCACUUGAGAUUUUCCCUUCUCUUGGGUGGAAUUUGAAAGGUCCAUUUGGGUAUGUAUUCAUGGAUUCAUAAUCAUUUGUCCUUGACAAAUGGAAGCCUUUUGACAUCCCAAAAGGAAGGAGAGAAGAAGGAGAAAACGGAUUACCUGUCCUUGUUUCCCUUUUUAAUGUUCUGCCUCUUGUAAGUUCUUCUUGAUGUCUAACUAAAAUGAAAAUUUGCCAUACUCUGCAGUUUAUUGGCAAAGGGAAAGAACUGCUGCUAGACAUUCUGUGUGCAGACUUAAUUCCUAGGAGUUCAGAGCUCUUGAUGAGCAGGGGAAGCCCCUGAGCCUUCCUUCGUUCCUACUCCCUUGUGCUAUCUUUACAGGGCAUAGGAGAAGUAAUUUAACUUGCAGCUUAAGCAAAGGCUGUGGGAGGCCCCUGAGCUCAGCUUGAAGUGAAAGGGGAUAUUUUUGCCUUCUAGAGGAAGAAAGCUCAUUUUCCCAAAGCGCCCCUACCCCCUCCUCCUUCUGUGCAGAUGAGCUUAAUUUUCUUCCCGUCCUACUGAAGGUGGAUCAAAGCCAAGCUAUGUAUUCAAGGGGGAGCUAGGCAGGGAAGCUGAGUGAGGGGGCGAGGGGGCAGAAGCAAAGCUUCUCUCAUGGAGAGGAAGUAAUUAAUUUUAAGAGAGAGCUAAGAUAGGGAAGCCCUCGGUGAUAGAAUGUCAAACUCCAAAUGCAGGUGGUUAAAAAUUAAGUCAGGGCUGGAGAGUUUCUAUUAUUCAUUCAUUCAACAAAUAUUUAUCGAGCACCUGUUAUGUAUGGGCAGGAACCUCAAGCCGGCAUCAGGAGAGGGCCCAAGAAACUGGAUUAGGGACAGGGAAAGGAUGUGAUCUGAAAACCGAGGCCUCCUGUCACCAGGAUAAAUCAUUUGCAAAAGUCCCACGAAAUAGCUGAAUAUAUUGACCUUCUGGAUUUAAGAUUAAGCUGUUUAAAUAUCAGCAGCGGUUGACCCCAGUUACAUCCUACCAACUUGUCUCAUUAUGGGUUAAAUAAUAAUGUUGUCCAUUUGCUUUUCCAUUCACUGAUCACAUUAUUCCCCAAUCAAGUUCUUGCUCGAUCCAAAAAAUUAGAUUAGCCCCUUCCUUUCAGUGUCUGUUGUGACAUCACAGAAUUGCCAUAGCAACAGACUGUGAUGUCAACAGACUGCCUGGUGCUGCUAAAAAGAACCACGUUGGUCAAAAAAGGAAUCUGUCAUGUGAAGACAAAAUGGAAUAAUAUAGAAAGCCAGAGGAACUGAAACGUGAUAUCAAAAAGAACAUCUUGGCAGGAUAAGAUAGCAGUGGGUCUGGAGCCUCCUUUGCUAGAACUCUUUACAGAAAACCAAGGAACUUAAUGAGGAUUGAUUGGAGAACAGGCUUGCCUAGAAGCAGGGGGAUGGCAGCGAUGACCUUCGGAAGGCCCUUGCAGUCCAAGGAUCCUAAGACAUGAAGGACAUUAGGAAAGGGGGGAGCGCUGACCAUCUUUAGCCGCUGAAGAAUUCAGGGGAAUUAACAUCGAUACAAACCUCCUUGCUUCUGAGCAGAUCUGACAGUCCCCAGCUGGAAUGUAUCAUCUCGUGUCUGGGAAGAUUUUCAGCCAUAAACACACAGUGACCCCCUCUCAAGCCCCAUUUGCUGCCCUCUUCCUUGCAAGCCUUGAGAGGAAGCUCUCCUUUAAUAUUGCCUGAGCAGCCCCAUCCUAGCCACCAGCUCUGGUUCCACAGCAUCCACGCCCAUCUGGUCGACUUGCUUCUCAUCGGUAGGACUGCCACACAGGGAGGGAAAGCAACCCCGUGCUGUCUGAGGGGAGCAAGUCGGAGGGACAGGGGCAGAGGACCUUCAUUCAUUAUGCUCCUGUCCACACAGAAGAAGGCUGGGCAGGCUGACCGAAGAGAAGGGAGAACUGCUCAAUCAAUCUCAGCUUCUCAGCAGCGGCAGCAAUAACAGCAGAUGAAUCGGGAGCUUCAUUUAACCCUUAUGCCCACAGGAUCUGAAGGAUCUCUGAGAAGCAAGUUGAUUUUCAGCUCAGGAGCCUGUAUUGUGGGUUGAGAAUUGGGGAGGCAGGAGGACUGUCUCCCUACAGGUCGGGCUGGCAUGGGUUUCAGCCGUGCAGAUGGGAAUGCAGCCCCAGACUCCUUCACCCGUCCAGCUACUCUGCGUCCUUAGCUCACUGAGGUCGGACUACCUGGGAGUGCUACACCUGCUCCGUGUAUGCCUGUCUCUCCAUUUCAGCAUUUUCUCCUUGGGGUGCUGAAUGGGGAGGAUAUCAUCCCCUCCUUGUUUAUUCUGCCUCCAGUCCUCUGACCAGUAGCAUUCUGGCCGAAUACCAGGAAGCCACAGGCCUACUAGGGCACCUAGGCGACCCCUACCACCACCCAAGGAGAGUGCCCUCCUGGUUCUCCAGAGCCAGAGCCAGGAGGAGGGAGAACUGCUAGAGACUCUGCCACCAAUCACUCUGCAUCUCUGCCACAGCCUUACGAGUUGGACCAGAGGACUUACUUCUCAGAGGCAUGGUAGGAUCAGGGUGGCCGGCGGGUCCUCUGAGGCUGCCAAACUGGGGACGGAGCUGCCAAAAAGAUGUUGAAGUUUCGGGCUGAUCGACGGGUCAGCCACAAUGAAAGACGGAACACAUUUCUACACCCAGUGACUGGCCAGGUCCCAGAGGAAAACAAAAAAUUUGACUUGAAAAUAUCGACCUUGGACAUGUCCAAUAAAACAGGUGGGAAACGCCCGGCUACCACCAACAGUGACAUACCCAACCACAACAUGGUGUCCGAGGUCCCUCCAGAGCGGCCCAGCGUCCGGGCAACUCGCACAGCCCGCAAAGCCGUCGCCUUUGGCAAGCGCUCACACUCCAUGAAGCGGAACCCCAAUGCACCUGUCACCAAGGCGGGCUGGCUCUUCAAACAGGCCAGCUCCGGGGUUAAGCAGUGGAACAAGCGCUGGUUCGUCCUGGUGGAUCGCUGCCUCUUCUACUAUAAAGAUGAGAAGGAAGAGAGUAUCCUGGGCAGCAUCCCCCUCCUGAGCUUCCGGGUAGCCGCAGUGCAGCCCUCAGACAACAUCAGCCGGAAACACACGUUUAAGGUGACUGUGUGCUGGGUGGAUGAGGCCGAGGCCAGCUCCACACGCUGCCUCUCCCCACAGGCUGAGCAUGCCGGGGUCCGCACCUACUUCUUCAGUGCCGAGAGCCCCGAGGAGCAAGAGGCCUGGAUCCAGGCCAUGGGGGAGGCUGCUCGAGUACAGAUCCCUCCAGCCCAGAAGUCAGUGCCCCAAGCUGUGCGGCACAGCCAUGAGAAGCCAGACUCGGAGAACGUCCCACCCAGCAAGCACCACCAGCAGCCACCCCACAACAGCCUCCCUAAGCCUGAGCCAGAGGCCAAGACUCGAGGGGAGGGUGAUGGCCGAGGCUGUGAGAAGGCAGAGAGAAGGCCUGAGAGGCCAGAAGUCAAGAAAGAGCCUCCGGUGAAAGCCAAUGGCCUCCCAGCUGGACCGGAGCCAGCCUCAGAGCCGGGCAGCCCUUACCCCGAGGGCCCAAGAGUGCCAGGGGGUGGGGAACAGCCUGCCCAGCCCAAUGGCUGGCAGUACCACUCCCCAAGCCGGCCAGGGAGCACAGCUUUCCCGUCUCAGGAUGGAGAGACUGGGGGACACCGGCGGAGUUUCCCACCACGCACCAACCCUGACAAAAUUGCCCAGCGCAAGAGCUCCAUGAACCAGCUUCAGCAGUGGGUGAAUCUGCGCCGGGGGGUACCCCCGCCUGAAGACCUUCGGAGUCCCUCUAGGUUCUAUCCUGUGUCUCGCAGGGUCCCUGAGUACUAUGGCCCCUACUCCUCCCAGUACCCCGAUGAUUAUCAGUACUACCCGCCAGGAGUGCGGCCGGAGAGCAUCUGUUCCAUGCCGGCCUAUGAUCGGAUCAGCCCGCCCUGGGCCCUGGAGGACAAGCGCCAUGCCUUCCGCAAUGGGGGUGGCCCUGCCUACCAGCUGCGAGAGUGGAAGGAGCCCGCCAGCUACGGGCGGCAGGAUGCCACCGUCUGGAUCCCAAGCCCCUCCCGGCAGCCAGUCUAUUAUGAUGAGCUGGAUGCCGCCUCUAGCUCCCUGCGCCGCCUGUCCCUGCAGCCCCGCUCCCACUCUGUGCCCCGCUCACCCAGCCAGGGCUCCUACAGCCGUGCCCGCAUUUACUCCCCUGUCCGCUCACCCAGUGCCCGUUUUGAGCGGCUGCCACCUCGCAGUGAGGACAUCUAUGCUGACCCUGCUGCCUAUGUGAUGAGGCGAUCCAUCAGCUCCCCCAAGGUCCCUCCAUACCCAGAAGUGUUCCGGGACAGCCUCCACACCUACAAGUUAAACGAGCAAGACACAGAUAAGCUGCUGGGAAAAUUGUGUGAGCAGAACAAGGUGGUGAGGGAGCAGGACCGGCUGGUGCAGCAGCUCCGAGCUGAGAAGGAGAGCCUGGAAAGUGCCUUGAUGGGGACCCACCAGGAGCUGGAGAUGUUUGGAAGCCAGCCCGCCUACCCAGAAAAGCUGCGACACAAAAAGGAUUCACUGCAGAACCAGCUCAUCAACAUCCGCGUGGAGCUGUCUCAGGCGACCACGGCCCUGACAAACAGCACCAUAGAGUAUGAGCACCUCGAGUCUGAGGUCUCUGCCCUGCACGAUGACCUCUGGGAGCAGCUCAAUUUGGACACCCAGAAUGAGGUGCUGAACCGGCAAAUCCAAAAGGAGAUCUGGAGGAUCCAGGACGUGAUGGAGGGGCUGAGGAAGAACAACCCCUCCCGGGGCACGGACACCGCCAAGCACAGAGGAGGACUUGGCCCCUCAGCCACCUACAGCUCCAACAGCCCGGCCAGCCCCCUCAGCUCUGCCAGCCUCACCAGCCCCCUGAGCCCCUUUUCACUGGUGUCGGGCUCUCAGGGGUCCCCCACCAAGCCUGGCUCCAACGAGCCCAAGGCAAACUAUGAACAAAGCAAGAAAGACCCCCACCAGACAUUGCCCCUGGACACCCCCAGAGACAUCAGCCUUGUGCCCACCAGGCAAGAGGUAGAGGCAGAGAAGCAGGCAGCUCUCAACAAAGUUGGCGUUGUGCCCCCUCGGACAAAAUCGCCCACUGAUGAUGAGGUGACCCCAUCAGCAGUGGUAAGAAGGAAUGCCAGUGGGCUCACCAAUGGACUCUCCUCCCAGCAGGAACGCCCCAAGAGUGCUGUGUUUCCUGGCGAGGGGAAGGUCAAGAUGAGCGUGGAGGAGCAGAUUGACCGAAUGCGGCGGCACCAGAGUGGCUCCAUGAGGGAGAAGCGGAGGAGCCUGCAGCUCCCGGCCAGCCCGGCCCCCGACCCCAGUCCCCGGCCAGCCUACAAAGUGGUGCGCCGCCACCGCAGCAUCCAUGAGGUAGACAUCUCCAACCUGGAGGCAGCCCUGCGGGCAGAGGAGCCUGGCGGGCAUGCCUACGAGACACCCCGGGAGGAAAUUGCCCGGCUUCGCAAAAUGGAGCUAGAGCCCCAGCAUUAUGACGUGGACAUCAAUAAGGAGCUCUCCACUCCAGACAAAGUCCUCAUCCCUGAACGGUACAUUGACCUGGAGCCUGACACUCCCCUGAGCCCUGAGGAGUUGAAGGAGAAGCAGAAGAAGGUGGAGAGGAUCAAGACACUCAUUGCCAAAUCCAGUAUGCAGAACGUGGUGCCCAUCGGCGAGGGGGACUCUGUGGACGUGCCCCAGGACUCAGAGAGCCAGCUGCAGGAGCAGGAGAAGCGGAUUGAAAUCUCCUGCGCCCUGGCGACCGAGGCCUCCCGCAGGGGCCGCAUGCUGUCUGUGCAAGCCCUGGCUGAGGCCAAUGCUGUGAAGCUCCACAGAGCCACAUUCUGAAGCCGUCCUCUGCCCACCUGAGGUCCUGGCUCCCCACCCUGGCCCCCUGCCCCUGCACUCCCAUGGGAAUGCCGCAGGGAGCCAGGCUGGGGCCAUGGGCUGCUGCCAGAGGACCGUGGAUACCUCAGUGUCCACACACCCACCAUGCCCAGCCCUGGAGCCAUCACUACUCACACCGUGGUCCUGGGCCAGGGCCUGAGAUGACAGUGGGGAGCACCAUCCUCAUUAAUGUCCAAGUCACAGGGAGCCUCAGCCUUGCCCUGGCUGGGGUUGUGGUGACUCCAGUGGAACAUUCCCUGAUGGGGGACAUGCCGUGGUGGAGAACACACCUGUGGCUAUCUUAUGUGAGGACUAGAGGUGAAGAGGAGAUGGACACUGCCUCUGGAGCCAGCCUGACACCAAGGACAGCACUUGUCAUCAUCCCUAUCCUCGUCAGCCCCACCCUACUGCCUCAGCUGGACCCAGGGCUUUGACACAAACCCAGUGCUUUGCUUAUGGGUGCUCGCUGGGGUCCGGUGGAGACUGACCACCCUGCUUGAGCCAAAGACAAGGUGAUGAGAGAUGGGGAGAGGCCAUUGGCUCCCAGAGGGAACAGUGCUGGCUGUGGCUAGAGAACAGCAGGUCUGUGCAGUGUCUGAGGGCAGGUUGGGAAGGGUAGCAGAGAGAGAGAGACAGAAAGAGAGAGAGAGAGAGAGAGAGAGAGAGAUCCUCAGAGUGGAAGGAGGGGGAAGCAGCAGGACACAUUGGCAAGUCAAGCAGGAAGGAGGGAGAUGGAAAGGGGAUAUCAGAUUGGUUUCCCCCGGUGGAGCCUUAGGUUAGUGCCCAGUGCAGUGCCAGACUGUCUCCUCUGCUCCUCCCACCUCAUCCCUAGGAGGACCCACCAGUGGAGCACAUGCAGCCUCAGUGGAGAUGCUUGGUGUGGGGAUCUGGGUGAAGGGGGUUGAGUAGCGACUGCCUGGGAGAUGGCUGUUAGUAGGUCUGUGCCUGGUGUCUGCCUCGCCAUCCUGGGGUAAGGGGCAGAGAGAAGGACUUGUCUUAUGUAGGGUGUGGUCAGCCUUGGGGCCUUACCUACCCAGUUCCAUGAUAUUUCUUGCCCUGUUCCCCCUGGAAUGUGCAGUGGGCCAGCUGAGAGUACGCCUUGAGGAGGGGGGAUGAGGCCUUAAUCUGGGAGGCCUAUCCCCCUAUCCCAGGCAUCCCAGACGAGGACUGGCUGAGGCUAGGCGCUCUCAUGAUCCACCUGCCCCGGGAGGGCAGCGGGGAAGACAGAGAAAAGCAAACGCAUUCCUCCUCAGCUCCACCCACCUGGAGACGAAUGUAGCCAGAGAGGAGGAAGGAGGGAAACUGAAGACACCGUGGCCCCUCGGCCUUCUCUCUGCUAGAGUUGCCGCUCAGAGGCUUCAGCCUGACUUCCAGCGGUCCCAAGAACACCUACUAAUUCCUCUGCACUCCUUCAUGGCUGGGACAGUUACUGGUUCAUAUGCAAGUAAAGAUGACAAUUUACUCAACAAAUAUUUAUCGAGCACCUUUUAUGUACCAGGCACUGUUGUAGGUGCUUAGGAUAUUCUCAUGUUUCUGAGGGAUUACAGCCUGGGAGGAUUCCACCGAUCUUCACUUCUAGCAGGUUUUUUAAACGUGACCCUUGGCUGUAUUUCCCAUCUUCACAGUUCAAGCACCCCAAACCUGCCCUUUCUCCCCUGCAGACUGGCAGGUGGGAUUGGCUCCCAGGUCAUUUCCUCUCUCUCUCUUUCUCCCAAGCCUUUCUCCCUCCACAGGAAACAGAUUUUUCAGGGCCUUCCAUGCCUGCCACUUUGUCCGUCUCUUUUUUUUUUUUUAAAGUAAUAUUUUUUAGAAAUACAUGUAAAAUACCAAGAAAUAAUGUCUGCGCCUCUGCCACCUCUCUCUCAUCUCUUAUUUCAUAAAGCUGGCUCUUUAUGUUGCUUUACAUGCCUUAAUAUAUGUUUUAUGGAGAUUAUACAUAUUAUAGAUCUAUAUAUGUAAUAUAUUUGUUUGGAUGUCUGAUCUUUUCCUACAGUUCCUGCCCAGGCCUGUUUUUCUCUCCCUUAUUUUCCACAUCAUUCCUAGCAUAUCAAGACCAUACCCCUUGCCUUUUUGAUCCAAAGAAGGGGAGAGGAAAGACUUAUUUUAAGACAUCUAUUUUAUGCUUUUGUUUAAAAAAAGCAAAUCUAUUUUCAAAUUGUGCAAUGUCUGAAUGGAAUUGGCAAAUGAGGUGAGGAGAUGGGGUAACUGCCUUUAGGUCCCAACCCUGUGCCUGUCCCUCUGCCACAGUGGCUUCCUUCCAUCCUAUUCCCCAGUCACGAAAGGGCUGGUCCCCAGAGCUCACCCAGAAAGCAUCUUGCCGGGGGCAGGGCAUUCCCUCGGAAGUCCUGGCCUAAGGAUUUUAUUACACUGUCUGCUCCUGAUGACCCUCUGCGGUUGUCAGGCGUGAAUCCUCUGGAAGGAACUGUUUGCAGUUGUAUGCACAAAGGAGACCCAUGCAGGCAUGCACCCCAGAUGGGCUGCUAGACUACCCCUCUUCAUCAGCCUGCUGGAAAGAGCAGACAGCGUAACAGCAGCCUAUGCCAAACAGCACUAAGGAUGUCAGUGUACGAGACGGUGCGAAGCCCAGAGGAGGCGGCUUGGGAUCCUCUGGGCCAUCCCUGGCCCUGUAGCACAGACACAUACAAGUUCCUUGGACUUGUCACACUCCUUUUCACUUGAUCCCUCUCUGGCCUGGGUCACAUUUAUGACAUCCCCCCUCUGCAACCUUUCUCUCUGGGGGCUGUACCAAAGGCAUGGUACCUCAGUCUGGUAUCCAGACUGUGAAAUCAGCCUCUGGGCCAAGGAGGGUCCUACAGACAAGGUGGCAUCUCAACCUCACCCAAGAAACCCCCGGGACUUUACCCCAGCAGGCUGCCACUGGGGCACCGAACUAAGCCAGCUCAGCCUUCCAAGCUGCUUAGCCUUUGUCAACCAUCAAAGUGGGGAAAGGGUCUCUGGCCUUGCAAGGAUUUGGGCAGGAUGGAAGUCUUUGUCUAGGUCUGAAAUCAAGGGCUUGGGAAUCUAGAGCAGAGCUCCUGGCCAGCGUUUGAAGCCUGGCCUCCCACCUGGGGCAUUUACUGACACCCUGUCGCCAGCCUAGAACAUCCUGCUCUGAAUGAACAGAGCCCAGAUGGGGGUCCAGAGCUAAGUGACCCACCUGGGGAAGCUCUGAUUAUUCAUCCAGGGCCUUCUCAAUGAGCACAUUACCUCCAUGAUCAAUAACCAAGAGGCUGCAGUCAAAUACUGCUACUGUCACUUUGAAGAUUUUCUAAGGGCACAAGUGGCACACUUGCUCUCCGGCCUUUGGGAGAGGCAUGUUCUUGGGCAGGGCUGGCUACGGCAAGAGGGAACCAAUUCCUUUCCCCUUUAGGCACCCUCUACCUGGCAGCUCUUAAAACUAAGAAAAAAUAUGAUAUACACACACAUUAUAUAUAUAUAUAUAUAUACACACACACACACACACACACGUAUAUCUAUUUAUGCACAUAUUGGGGCCAAUUUGAUUUGCUAGUAUUAGACAAUAAACUGUACAAGGAAAUUUAUUAUCUCAGUGUCUUUAUUUAGCAUAAAAGUGGCCUUAGAAGAAGGGUGAAGGUUAGAUAGAUGGAAUCUCUGUCAGGGGACAAACAGCUGUAGCAUCCCCUUAGCAUCUUUCUAGCCAAUGAGCCCCCUCCCCAGGAGGAGGGAUGGCCUGACUGAAACAGGUGAGAGUUUGCUUCCCCCUUUCAGCAGCAUUCUUUUUAGAUUUAGGUACUGAAGAAUCCCAGUGAGUUCUGCAUUUGUAUCUUGCAAGUUUGUAUAAACCCAAUACAGGAAAUAAAAUGAAUGGUUUGUA
This is a messenger RNA of Homo sapiens (human), 18278 nucleotides long. It is a transcript of the gene PLEKHA6, whose product is annotated as pleckstrin homology domain containing A6. The record is from RefSeq and is a predicted model, not a curated record. NCBI's taxonomy places the organism in Eukaryota, Metazoa, Chordata, Mammalia, Primates, Hominidae. The transcript has 22 exons. The coding region runs from base 11132 to 14404 and encodes 1090 amino acids.